UGAGAGACAACCUCCCCCCCUCACACACACACACCGCCACUGUCACCAUUUAUUAUGCCUUCCUCUCCCUAAUCCCUAGGAAGCAGCAGCAGGGCCUUUGGCCCAUCUCCACCAAGCUUCCUUUUUUAUAUAUAUCAGCCUCACAUUUUGCUUUGUUCCCUGUCUUUUCUGGGUCACCUUGUUCCCCCUCCUUUUCCUCUUCUUUCUGCCUCUUCCCCUCCAGUCACAAGCCCGUGAGUUUUAACUUGUUUCCCUUGUCCGACAGAACUUCCCAUCUGGAGAUACAACUAGUAAAAAGGGUUUUGUGAGCCCAAGUUGCCAAGGAGCUCAGGUGAAAGGAUUAAUACCUCCUGCGGUUCUUGCCUGUCUACCUACAGAUACAAAAUCCAAACCAGAAGACAUGGUUCUGGGAGACAGUGAACCUGAAGGCCUGGCUGAGAAGCGGAGGGUAUCCGUUUCCUACAGACACUGAAUUGCUCACUGGUGAGAAAGGCUGGUGGCAGAAACCAGGUUUGGUACCCUUUGAAGACGAAGAGGACCAAGGCUUGCCAACUCCAUAAUUACCAUUCAUUCCUCCCAUAAUUACCGUUCAUUUAUCCUUUAUGCAUCAAGGAAGACAAAGCUUAAUGGGUUGUUAAAGGGAGGUAAUAAUUUUUUGAGAGGAAGGAAGGAAGGAAGGAAGGAAGGAAGGAAGGAAGGAAGGAAGAAGACCUCCUCUCCUUUAUUUCAUUUUUCAUUGAAUAUGUUAUUUAUUUAAAACAUGCUUUUUCUGCCUCUUUGUGCACACAAGGUAAUGUAAAGAUUUGUCAGGGCCAAGUAUAACAAAAAUAACCAACACAAGAAUAUAGUCAAAAUGGCUGAGUUAUAAGGACCCCAAAAGUUGUCUAGUCUAACUUGAGAGAACUAUUAUCCUGAUGAGCUGUAAAUCACUAAGUUCAUAGGUUACCAAUUAAUCAAACAUGACAUGUACCAACCAAAGACCCUAGGCUUUGUUUAACAAGCUAGCAAGGAUCUGCAUAGGCUAUCAUCCUAAGAGGGGUGGUUCAGUCACAUCAAGCUGAUAGCUGUAAAGACCUUAAAUGAUCCUGCACUCGCUGUAAAUGUUAACCUUUCAUAAAAACAUAGCAGGAAUUUUUCAGUGACCUUGAAUUAUGGGGGGACUCACAGAGGACAGAGAUGUUUGUUUUGUUUCCAUGAAUUUUAUGUUUUCUGUAAAUACAUUUCAAAGUAAGAACUAGAAAACCCUCUAAAAGAAAGACAGAGAAAAGAAAAAAGGGAUGGAUCAAUGGAGAGGAAGUGAAGAAAACAGAAAGAGGGUAAAGAAGGAAGAGGGUAACAAAUAACAGCAUAAGAUACUGCCCAUUAUCUUCAUGGCUGUACCUCCCAGAGGUUUCCUGUCCAUCUCUCUCCUGUUUCGCUUCGGAAGUCGAUGAAGGAGCUAUCGCUGGCUCCUUUGUGGGGAUCCUUUGUAUGAUCUUUUUCUUAGUCAUUUCUCAGUCCCAAGGAGGAGACAGCACAAUGAAUCGUGGGGGAGGCAGCAGCCCUGUGGAGGAACUGUCUAAGGCUACCCUGCACAAUAACUCCUUGUGGUGGCUGGCUUGUGGGCUGCUUGCACUGCUAGCUAACUCCUGGAUAAUCUUGAGCAUCACAGCCAAGCAACAGAAACACAAGCCCCUGGAGCUGUUACUGUGCUUCUUGGCAGGGACACACAUUCUCAUGGCGGCUGUGCCGCUCACCACCUAUGCAGUGGUGCAGUUGCGACGUGAAUCCUCUGACUACGACUGGAACGAGAGCAUUUGCAAAGUCUUUGUCUCCACGUAUUACACAUUGGCCUUGGCCACGUGCUUCACCGUGGCCUCCUUGUCGUACCACCGUAUGUGGAUGGUGAGAUGGCCUGUCAACUACCGGCUGAGCAAUGCCAAGAAGCAGGCCCUGCAUGCUGUGAUGGGCAUCUGGAUGGUAUCUUUCAUUCUCUCCACGUUGCCUUCCAUUGGCUGGCACAACAAUGGGGAACGCUACUUUACUGGAGGUUGCCAGUUCAUUGUGAGCAAGAUAGGUCUGGGGUUUGGUGUAUGCUUCAGCUUGCUUCUCCUAGGAGGCAUAGUCAUGGGCUUGGUUUGUGUGGGCAUUACUUUCUACCAGACCUUAUGGGCACACCGAAGGCACCACAGAUGCCAUCAUCAGAGAACGGAAGAAGCUUCUUCGUCGUGCCCCGCUUCAGCCCACAACACCUUCAAUGUGCCAGCCAUCGUGGUCGAGGAUGUCCGAGGCAAAAGACGAUCCUCGUUGGAUGGAUCUGAAUCUGCCAAGACUUCCAUGCAAAUGACGAACCUCAUCACUGCCAUUGUGUUCCUGUACGACACACUGACUGGAGUACCCAUACUGGUGGUGAGUUUUUUAAGCCUGCGCUUAGAUGUGGCUCCUACCUGGAUGGUCCUGGCUGUGCUCUGGUGUUCCAUGGUACAGACUCUGCUGCUCCCAUCCUUCAUCUGGUCCUGUGAACGUUACCGUGCUGAUGUCCGUACCGUGUGGGAACAGUGUGUGGCCAUAAUGUCAGAGGAAGAUGGAGAUGAUGAUGGCACUGCCGAUGAUUAUGGUGAUGGGAGGAUCUGCAAAGUUCGAUUUGAUGCCAACGGUGCUGCAGCUAUGAAACGGAAUCCAAGGGAUGCUAAGCUGCUACCAGUGCAUCACAUGCUAUUGCCCCAUGACAGGGUGCACUACCUGCAGGUCCCUAUCUCGCGGAGGAUGUCCCACGAUGAAACUAACAUCUUCUCCUCCCACCGAUCCACUCCUUCCUUCCUUCACAAGUGGUCCUCAUCUGAUGACAUCCGUGUUGUUGCACCCCACAAACCUGGGGGAGCGUCCGGCUUUUUGCCUCCAGAACUCCGCAACUAUCCUCACCGUCGACGGCCACUUGAAGAUGAGUUCACCACACUUCGACAAUUCUUGGAAGCUGGACUGGCCUCCCGGGCCCCUGGUUCUACCACUUGUUUCUUCCGUGAUGAGAUUACCACCUUCAUUGAUGAAACACCAGUGCCCUCCCCACUCACCAGUCCACGCCACUCACGCCUCCCGUUUUCAGUGCAGCGUGAAAGGCACUAUUCCCUCAAUGGUGCUGAGCAGGAAGGGGUUGCUGACAGGGAUCGACGGUGUUCACUAACUGGUGGCGAAAAUCUUUACUUCUCCAGUGGCGAUCAGCAGGAGGACAGUAAAUGGACCAUGACAGCUUAUGAGACAUAGACCUUCUAGGAGCUCAAUCUAUGAAAUGCCAUCCAAAGCAUUUGCUGUGCUCUGGAUUUUUAAGUAACACUCAACAAGUCUGCCCAAUUCCAGGGCCCAAUGGGAAAUUUAGGUCCUCUUGUUUCUCACCAUAGCAGUGGAGGGAAUGUGCCCACUGUUUGUCCUGCUGUGGUGGGGAGGAAAGAUGUGGCAGGAGAAGAAAUUGCAUUAUUUUUGGAAGGAGCCACAGCACCUUGCUCUCAGAUGAAAAAUGGACAUGCAGACCACUGCAAUUCAUUGAGGGCACUUUUUGUCAGCUCCACCCUGUUGAGUAGGAUUACUAGUACCAACCAUCCCUUUCUUAGCUCCACCCAUUAUGAGAAACACUAAUUGAUUGCCAAUUAUGGGACAGGAAGGUAUUAAAAACAUCUAUAUUUGGAGUGUCAUAUGUGUCUUGCUUUUUGUUUGUUUAUGAGUUUUGUUUUUGUAACAGUUAUUUGAUCUCAGCUGUAAUCCUCUACACACUAGCUGGGAAUAAGACCCACUAAAAACUGUCAAAUAUACUUAACAUGCUUGGCAUUAUGCUCUCGGCAAGUACUAGAAGAGACUGAAACGCAAGCAAUCAGAAAGAAAGAACAUUUGGGUCUGCUGCAGAUCUAGUCUUUUAGGCUGUGACAACACAAUAAAAUACCGCAGGAUUUGCUGCAGUUAUAGUAUGAGUUGACCUAAAGUAUUUUGUCUGAUCACACGACACAAAGGCCAGUUCAAAUCAGUCCAGCCUUUUUUUGCUCCCAACUUGUUUUUUUCUCUGCCACUCUGGGUUUCUACUUUUUCCAAGCCAGAACAAUUUGAAUGGACAUUUUUCUGUGUGACCAGUUGAUCCAUUCUUGUAAAAACAAGGGGCAUGGCUAUGGGUGGCGUUUCUGUGACACAAGCAGUUGGCGUAUGAUGUUCAGGACUGCAGGAAUACCCACUCUUGCAUUCUUCCCUCCCAACUGUCCUCCAAUUUAAAAAAAAUUUACAUAUAUGAGGUUAGUGCUAGAUUGCUUUAUCACCCUAUCACUAGUACUGAUAAACUAGUUUAGCACUAGAUCAGCCUCAGAUGAAAAAAAUGUUUUAAUUACAAAGAAAAUAGA
Molecule: messenger RNA, 4355 nt
Organism: Pogona vitticeps (central bearded dragon)
Lineage: Eukaryota; Metazoa; Chordata; Lepidosauria; Squamata; Agamidae
Source: RefSeq, a predicted model, not a curated record